AGAAUAUCUUCUCAACAGUAAGCUUUUUAGCCUUGAACCACCACAAACUGCCUUUUCUCUUGACAUUCAACCCAUUAGUUAUCCUGACAAAUGCGAAUUAAAACAAUUACAUUCGGUUUCUAGACAUGGAUCAAGAUAUCCAGAUCCGGAAAGUAUAUUAGCUUUUGACGAAUUGGAAAAAAUAUUUGCUAAUGUUUCUGUUGCAAAAGAAUGGUAUAAAAAUCCUUUCCCCAUGAGAAAAAAUAGUCUAUUGACCAAACGAGGGGAAAUCGAACCUUAUUUUGAUGGUUUACAAUCUCGUAAGCGAUACGCAAAAUUUUGGGAUGGAAUUGAAUAUGAUCCCGAAGUUAUAAAAUUUCAAAGCACUCAAAUUUCAAGAACCGGUGCGUCGAUGAUGUCUUUUUCUCAAGGAUUAUUUAAUGGCAAGG
Molecule: messenger RNA, 428 nt
Organism: Funneliformis mosseae
Lineage: Eukaryota; Fungi; Glomeromycota; Glomeromycetes; Glomerales; Glomeraceae
Source: the annotation of a GenBank genome assembly